This is a messenger RNA of Suillus discolor, 1079 nucleotides long. RefSeq names its product kinase A anchor protein. Lineage: Eukaryota; Fungi; Basidiomycota; Agaricomycetes; Boletales; Suillaceae. Bases 59 to 841 code for a protein of 260 amino acids. Gene Ontology annotation, cellular component: nucleus. The record is from RefSeq and is a predicted model, not a curated record. Gene Ontology annotation, biological process: regulation of DNA-templated transcription; DNA alkylation repair. The transcript has 5 exons.
UGACUAUCCUCAAUCAUCAGGGUUAGGUUUCUUCACCUGGGUCGACCUGCUAUAAAGCAUGGCUACAAGAUACACUGCUAGGGCAAGCGCUUCGACUUCUCGCCGUGGUCAAUUUUCCUCUGGAACAAACCGUAAUUCUAAAUCACGACCUACACAUUUCAUAUCCCUGCCCAUCGGACACCACGUGCAAUUGCAGGAAUCAGUAAAGUCGUUCACGGAUGGCUUGCUUAAUUGUAAGCCUGCGCUCCCUGGCGUUGAUCGCGGUAUUGUUAUCGCACCUCGUCGCCUUCAUCUGACGUUAGGAGUUAUGACUCUUGAAAAUUUACCGGGACGAACUCUAGAAGAUGCACAAGCACUGUUGUCCACAUUGAGAACUCGCGUCAUGGAAUUAUUGAACGGACAUAGUCUCUCCAUCCCUCUUACAGAGAUGAACAUCAUGAACCCCGAUCGCGGUAAUGCAGACCAUGCGCAUGUACUCUGGAUGGGCCCUUCAUUGGACACAGAAGACGCGCAACGCCUCAAAUCUGUCAGCGAAUUUGUGAACAAGGCAUUUAGUGACGCCGGAUUUAUUCAGGAUCGUCGUCCUCUCAAGCUGCAUUGCACAAUUCUCAACACUUCAUAUCGCAAACCACAUCGACAGCCGUUCUCCUAUAAUGCAAUUCUGAUGUCGCCGUUUAUUCGCGAGUUUGUUCGUACACCGCUAGAAUCACAUAAUUUUCGGGACCCCGUAAAAGUGGAGUUUGGUACUUGGAGUGUUGAUGAGAUACAGAUAUGCAAGAUGGGAAGUUACGGACCCGAAGGCGAAUACGUGAGUUGCGGGUGCUGUUCGUUGGCGUCAUAGGUUCGAUGUAUGACAUAUGGUGUCCAAAUUGUUUUAUACUUACAGCCGAGGCUUGGCUGGACUGCGUCACUACGGCAUGACAGAUACUUUGAGUACCCGUGGCUGUAAUGCUGUGGCUUGCGACGAGGAAGGGCUUACUAGAAAGGAAGUUAGGUCUCACGCACAGGCCUACACCUGUGGCACAGCCCAUUGUGUGGCCAUUGAAAGAGCGAUUAAAAGACCGACUUGUAUCAUCGUG